AUGGCAAUGGUAGUAAACCAGUGGCCAGAAAACCUUCCCGCGGACCCGGGCUCGCAGCUCCAGAUGUGCGGUCCGGAGCCCGGUGGGGGGGCGGGGGGGGGGCCGGGGACCCCCAACGGAUCCACGCCGGGCAACGACGCGCUGUCCGGGGACAAGAUCCCCAACGUGGACUGCAUGGUGUGCGGGGACAAGUCCAGCGGGAAGCACUACGGCCAGUUCACGUGCGAGGGCUGCAAGAGCUUCUUCAAGCGCUCCGUGAGGCGGAACCUGACCUACACGUGCCGCGGGAACCGGGACUGCCCCAUCGACCAGCACCACCGGAACCAGUGCCAGUACUGCCGGCUCAAGAAACUUUGGACGGCGUUUGUGAAGCGUUUCGACUAA
This is a messenger RNA of Menidia menidia (Atlantic silverside), 384 nucleotides long. The record is from the annotation of a GenBank genome assembly. NCBI's taxonomy places the organism in Eukaryota, Metazoa, Chordata, Actinopteri, Atheriniformes, Atherinopsidae.